AUGGUACAUAUAGGAGCGGUUAAAAUCCUCCUAAAAGCACAGUUUAGAGAUGGAAUUAAUUUUCCUAUAAAAAUAGCCCUUGUUGAUAACAGAAUUAUCAAUAGGCAAGACGCUCUUCUUGGAGCAAUUCAAGGAAAUUUAGCUUAUGGUAAAUUUAUGUUUACUGUCUAUCCUAAAUUUGCUUUACAUCGAGAUUCAAAAGAUUUCAAUAAAACUUUAAGUUUUAUACAUCAGUGUGAAAGAACUGAUCUUAUGGAACCAGGUAAUAAAGUGUUUACGAUUAAUUAUUUAGUCUCAUAUGCUUUAACAAAUAGCACUCAUUCAAUUGAGUACAAAGAAAAAGAAAGCAUAGCAAUUGAGGAUAUAUUCUCAGAUAUUGGAAUUGUUGAAGGCAGUAAAUUCGCCGAGCCAUCACAAUUACAAGAAAACUGGGCAAUUGAUAUUGCACGAAAUAAACAAGUUUUAGUAUCAAAACCUAGACACAGUUAUGCUGGAAACUCUUUACAAAUAAGAGAAUCAAGUAAUACUGUACUUGCGGAUUAG
Molecule: messenger RNA, 543 nt
Organism: Helianthus annuus (common sunflower)
Lineage: Eukaryota; Viridiplantae; Streptophyta; Magnoliopsida; Asterales; Asteraceae
Exons: 1
Coding region: 1-543 (180 amino acids)
Source: RefSeq, a predicted model, not a curated record